Molecule: messenger RNA, 329 nt
Organism: Paramecium octaurelia
Lineage: Eukaryota; Ciliophora; Oligohymenophorea; Peniculida; Parameciidae
Source: the annotation of a GenBank genome assembly
AUGAAAAUUAUUGAAUAAAAUAGCAUGGUCAACAAUUACACUAAGUAGAGUAGUAAUUUAAGAAGGUUUUAUUGAUUAUGAAGCGGAAGUUGAUGAUUCUUUAUAUGGAAUGGCUAACCAAUUUAAUGUUUUCGAAGACUACAUUAGGAGAAUCAAUUUUUUGGCAAAUGAUUUAAUAUUUCAUGCUUAAAUCAUAAAAUACCCAGCAAGGAUGAGAAUAUGUUUCCAUUUAUUCACAUCCAAGAAUCAAAGGAAAAAUUAGAAUCUUUAUGGAACUAUGAGGCUAAUUCAAUCAGAUACUAUGUAGUUCAUAAUUAUAACUAAUUGAU